AUGACUGACAAUCCACCCCCUCCCGAUUAUUCCCGCCCCCAGUUUCCUGCCCAUAGCGAACCGCGAGUAUGGCUUAUCACUGCAGGAGACUCGCCCAUUGGGAUAUCGGUCACCCGCCAGGUUCUUAAGCACGGAGACUAUGCGUUAGUCGGACUGGCGCAUACGUACUUGGACCUGGACGAAUGCCGUCGCGAGGCGUUCGGGGAGUUCCUGGCUGAAGUUGAGAGUCACCGCGGCGAAGGAUGGGUGGAACGUUUCAAGACAGUCCCUUUGGAUAUCAGAAUGAUAGGGCAAUGUCAAGCCUUGGUCGCCGAGGCAGUCGCAGCAUUCGGCAAGGUAGACAUCCUACUCUGCUGUACUAGCCAGACCCUUGUCGGCGCAGUAGAGGAGCUUGCAGCUUCUCAGCAAACCUUGAACCUGGUCAAGGAUCAGUUUGAAACCAAUUACUUCGGUCCUCUGAACAUCAUCAAAGCAACGCUGCCUCACAUGAGGAAGCAGAAAUCCGGUCAUAUCAUGAUUCUUUCUAGCAUUACUGCCCACAUCGGUACACCGGGCCUUGGGAUGUACUCCGCCGCUGGUUGGGCCCUGGAGGGAUUUUGCGAUGUAAAGCCUUGCAUACGAAAUCGCCCCAUUCAACGUGAAGCUCACAAUCUUCCAAUGCAGCAUCGAAAUUGGUAUCCUGACAAACUUGGUCACCAGUGUGCCUCCCAUAGUUCCAGCGUACUCUCCUGCUGUCAAUCAUGCCCCUUUGUUCCGUGGUAUAUUGAACAGACUGGUUACUCGCCUGCCCCACCAACAGACUCAGGGCACGGAGAACGGUCCCCAAAACUCAAAUCGAGUCAGCUCUGCUGA
Molecule: messenger RNA, 852 nt
Organism: Aspergillus fumigatus Af293
Lineage: Eukaryota; Fungi; Ascomycota; Eurotiomycetes; Eurotiales; Aspergillaceae
Product: short chain dehydrogenase/reductase family protein
Exons: 5
Coding region: 1-852 (283 amino acids)
Source: RefSeq, a predicted model, not a curated record